Molecule: messenger RNA, 3932 nt
Organism: Cuscuta epithymum
Lineage: Eukaryota; Viridiplantae; Streptophyta; Magnoliopsida; Solanales; Convolvulaceae
Source: the annotation of a GenBank genome assembly
UAGCUCAAAUUUUGUCAUAAAAAAAACAUUUGGGAGGCGGGAGGAGCAUAGUUUACUGCGCUUUAUGAUCGAGCAUUCAAGCCUCGAGGAGUUGAUCUAACCGUUCAAAACACAAUCGUUUUCGUAAGCUUCUCCCGAAGCUCUCUUCUUGUUUCAUCCUUAGCCAUUUUACAGGGAUUUGAGGAGUUAAAGUUAUGGUCAGCAAAUGUGAAGGGCCGGCGAUCGGAAUCGACUUGGGCACGACGUACUCAACCGUCGGAGUGUGGCGAGACAACCGCGUAGAGAUUAUAGCGAAUGACCACGGUAACAAAAAGACGCCGUCCUGCCUAGCGUUCACGGACGCAGGCUUUCUCAUCGGAGAGGACGCUAAGAACUCCGUCUCCGUGAACCCCAUUAACACCGUCAUUGAUGCUAAGCGUUUGAUUGGGAGGAGCUUCAGCGAUCCCUUAGUACAGAGUGACAUUAAGUUUUGGCCUUUCAAGCUGAUUGGCGCACCUGGUGACAAGCCCAGGAUAGUAGUCAAAUAUAAGGGUGAGGAGAAGCAGUUUUCUGCUGGGGAAAUCUCUUCAAUGGUUAUAACAAAAAUGAAGGAGAUUGCAGAGGCAUAUCUGGGAACAACAAUCAAGAAUGCAGUAAUCACUGUCCCUGCACACUUUAAUGACUCCCAACGACAGGCCACUAAGGAUGCCGGGAUCAUGUCAGGCCUCAAUGUUAUGCGUAUCAUCAAUGAACCCUCCGCAGCUGCAAUUGCAUAUGUUCUGGACAAGAAAGCAAGCAACUCGUCGUGCGAGAAGAACGUCCUCAUCUUCGAUCUUGGCGGUGGUACUCUUGAUGUCUCUCUUAUUACGAUAGAAGACCUAAUCUUUGAGGUCAAGGCCACUGCAGGUGACACUCAUUUGGGAGGUGAAGAUUUCAACAACACACUGGUGAGCCACUUUGUUCAUGAGUUUAAAAGCCAACACAAGAAGGAUAUCAGUGGAAACCCUAGGGCACUGAGGAGGCUGAGGACAGCGUGUGGGAGGGCAAAGAGGAUUCUGUCUUCCACUUCAAAAGCCACCAUUGAACUUGAUUCUCUGUUUGAGGGUAUCAGUUUCUACCCAACCAUUACGAGGACGAGGUUUGAGGAGUUGAACAUGGAUCUGUUCAGGAAGUGUAUGAAGUUGGUUAAGAAGUGUUUGAGAGACGCGGAGAUGGAUAAGAGCAGUGUCCAAGAUGUUGUCCUUGUGGGCGGAUCUACUAGGAUCCCCAAGGUUCAACAGAUGUUGCGGGAUUUUUUCAAUGGGAAGGAGCUAUGCAAAAACAUCAACCCCGAUGAAGCUGUUGCAUAUGGUGCUGCUGUGUAUGCUGCAAUGUUAGGUGGAGAAGGCACCCAGAAGAUUCAGAAUUUGUGUCUACUGGAUGUCACUCCACUGUCUCUAGGCCUGGAGGAAGCAGGUGGUUUAGUGAAGGUUCUGAUCCCGAGGAACAAAAUCAUCCCCUUUACUAAAGAGCACAUUUUUACCACUUACUUAGACAACCAGCGUGACAUACUGAUCCAGCUCUUCGAGGGAGAGCGUUCAAGGACAAGGGACAAUAACCUGUUAGGGAACUUUGUUAUAUCAGGCUUUCCACCAGCUCCGAAGGGUAUCUUGCAGAUCACUGUGUGUUUUAACAUUGAUGCUAACGGUAUUCUCUACGCCUCCCUGAAAGACAAAACAACAGGCCAGAGUGGCAAGAUCACCAUCACCAAAGAUAUGGAAAGGUUCUCCAAGGAUGUAAUUGACAAAAUUAAGCUUCGAGUGCCAAAGCGGCCUAGACCUGAGGAGUCUGCCACUUCAUUUUCUCAAAGGAGCAACCAGGAGAUGGAGAUUCUCAAGAAAAGGCUUGUUGAGUUAGAGAAGGAAAACAAGUGCCUCUUAGAGAAGACGGAGGCGAAACAUAGGGAGGUGGAGGAGUACAAGGAGCAAAUGGAGAAGUGGAAAGCGAAGGCUCAGACCUCAGCAAUUGAGGCCGUGAGAGCUUUCAAAAAGUCCCACGAGCAUGCCCAAGCCAUGGAAGAUGCGGAGAGGGCUCAGAUGGAAGACAUUGUACUCGAGUGUCUGAAGACUGUAAAUGUCCUGGAUUAGAGCCCUGGAAAAACUCCCCUCCCACUCAAAACUGAUAUAGUCAUACCUUACAACUAGCCGGAAUACAUUACCAGAAGCAAGAACUAGCUUUGAUGAAAGGGUGAUGUCAUAUGUUGUGAAAUAUGAUCUUGCCACAUAUGUAUUUUGUAAUAGUAGUCUUUUUUGUACGUAUAGCAUAGUCCUUUACCGUGUAUGCAUUUUGCAAGACAACUGUCUUCUGUCUACAUGAGAUAAAACUAGUCUUACAAAUGCAUGUUUGGCAAAAAGACUAGAUUUUUUUGUAUCUAUAACAUGGUAUUUUUUGACGUAUGCAUUUUGUAAGAAUAGUCUUUUUGCCACGUUCUAGUCUUACAAAUGCAUGUUUUGCAAAAAAACUAGACUUUUGUUGUUGUAUUCUUUUUGCCACGUACUCACUUUGUAAAACUACUCUUUAUGUCACAUAUGCAUUUUGUAUUUUGUACAACUUCAAACAAGCCGUCUGACAUUGUGUGCGUAUUUGUUUGUAUGUGAUGUAUUUGACCUUUUAUUAUACUACAUCUGAAGCUGGGAGUUUGGACAUGGUUUGCUUAAAGAGGUAACUCAAAUUACAAUCUCUAUUACAUCACCAAAACUUGUCUGAAUGUUAUUGAUUAUCAUAUCACAUCACAAACAACCGAUAUUAUAUCUCCAUGAAUCUUAAGAUUUUUGUUUUCCAAGGAAAGGGUGUGUUUUGCCCCAUUGCUGAAGGAAGCCUCACAGCUAUCGCUGUCUUUUUGCACAGUUGAGGCUGCUGAGGCAACAUCAUUCUUGACAUCAGGUGCCGAGCGAGAAUCCAGAAGCUGAGAUGCAGUGUUCAGAGCUUCGACAGCCGCACUAUAGAAAUUGGAACACUGAAAGUAAGCCACAAGGUUAGGAUCAUUUGGCUGGUUCAUAUAACUCUUGAUUUUAUCACUCGUCCCCAAUGCAUAGUUGGCUGCUUCUGAUACUGCAGUUUUGAGAAGAUCGGUUGACGAUUUGGAAGGACUAGCAGCCAGAACUCGAACGCAGAAACUUGAGUCUAUGCUUUUAGCACACAGAGCUUGUAUGGUUUGCUCACCUGUGUUUUGUUUCACAAAGAAGAGGAGGCUUAGGAAUAUCAAAGUGGGUAAACAGAUUGAAAAGUUGGCCAUGGUUUUUUGUGGGGAUCUUGAGAUUUGAGAUCUUAAUAUUAUAUACGAAGUACAAUGUCAGAUUAGGGAGGAUUGAAUGCUAUGCAUGGAAAGGAAUUAAGUUUGGGAUGGAGAUUCAGCCAAAUAUGGGAGUAUCACAUUCUUUAUGGAAUGAUUAUCUGCCAUUUUCUGCUUUCUUGUAACCGUUUUACCACAUUUGUAUUAAAUUAUUUCAUUUUUUUUGUUUUAUAUUUUUGGUGAAAGGGGAAAUCCGUUGUUCCUACUCAAGGAGAAGGGCGGACAUGGAGUAAACAUCUGAUCCCGUGUAAGGAUGUUUUCUUUUGGACUAAAAUUUGCUGGUUUGGUCUGGUCUGAUCUGGUCUGUUAAACGUCUGGUUUCUGUGUAUUUUAUAACUACAGAAGUUUGGUGUGAUCUGGUAUGGUCUGAUCUGGUCUGGUCUGAUUUGGGACUGAAAACAAUCCAAAAGAAAACAUCCUAACAAGUAGCCAACGUCGGGUAUUAAGAGAAGACAUAUGUCACUAUCAGCAAAAUAAGGCCAAAUUGUUGUAUUAUUAACUCUUGUUUUUUCUAAGUCGAAUCUAAAAAUUAGAAGAAAGUGGCUGUCUCCCUCGUGCGUAGGGUUUUCUCUCGGUGCGAUUAGUAGCGUCGCAGGUUUUUUGAUCGACGAUUUUGGGAAGC